AGAUUCCCAGCGGGCAGCGCGGGGAUGCCCGAAGCCCGCCGGCCGGGCUAGGACUACCCGUCCCAGAAUCCCCAGCAGAGCCCGGCCCCCCGCCAGGCAGCCAUGGCCGAGGAGGCGCAGGGGAAGCCGGCGCUGGAGCUGGUCCAAGCAGAUGGGGCAGAUGGAAGCUGUGUGACAUUUGUGUUACAUAAUGAGGACCACACACUUGGCAACUCCCUCCGUUACAUGAUCAUGAAGAAUUCUGAAGUGGAGUUUUGUGGUUACAGCAUCACCCACCCAUCUGAAAGCAAAAUCAACUUCCGAAUCCAGACCAGAGGGGGGCUCCCAGCCGUUGAGCCAUUCCGGAAAGGACUGACUGAGCUGGUGGACGUCUGCCAGCACGUGCUCAGCAAAUUUGAGGCGGGCAUAAAGGAAUAUAAGGCCCAAAAAGAGGCAGAAAUGGAGUAGCCCCUGCAGAUGUCAGAGAACAGGAUGGACAUGUAUAUAGUUUUGGAUUAUGUUUAAUUCCUUUGUGAAAGAGGUUUUAUUUUUUAAUGGGAAUCCCAGAGCAAAGCAUGUAAUUUCUCUAAUAAACACUGUAAGGUUCAGUCCA
Molecule: messenger RNA, 592 nt
Organism: Pelodiscus sinensis (Chinese soft-shelled turtle)
Lineage: Eukaryota; Metazoa; Chordata; Testudines; Trionychidae
Product: DNA-directed RNA polymerases I and III subunit RPAC2-like
Biological process (GO): transcription elongation by RNA polymerase I; transcription by RNA polymerase III
Cellular component (GO): RNA polymerase I complex; RNA polymerase III complex
Molecular function (GO): DNA binding; protein dimerization activity
Source: RefSeq, a predicted model, not a curated record